This is a messenger RNA of Mycena citricolor, 2576 nucleotides long. The record is from the annotation of a GenBank genome assembly. NCBI's taxonomy places the organism in Eukaryota, Fungi, Basidiomycota, Agaricomycetes, Agaricales, Mycenaceae.
CUACCAUCUCCGGAUUCUCUCGGCCAUCGGCACGGUACCGUAUCCAGACGAAGCGACGAGCGCAUCCUUUCCCCCAAACCUCCUCAACUUCGUUCCGAAUGGGCAUGUUUCGCUUUACCAUCACUCACAGGACCGCGUUUUGCCCAUGAUGUCACCAUGCGAGUAGCUUGCGGGGGAUUCGUAAUAUUCAACACUGCAUCCUACUCCACGACUCCAGUCGCGAGAUUGACCUGAUUAACAAACAGAGUCUUUCUCGUUCAGGUCUCGACCUUCUUGCGAAUAUGUGUGAAACGCGAGAGCGAUCAACCGACGUCCACAUGAAUUCCAACGCGAGCACACACCACCCAAACGAAUCUAUUCCCCCUUCCAACAAAAAUCAGUACGAGAGCCACAAGCCCAGCGAACGGCGGGUGUACCAUCCUGCUGCGCCCGCGGAUCGGUCCCAAUGGGCGAUGUGGAUGGGCAACGUCCCCAAGCACGCCGACGAGCAUAAUCUGCAGACGUUCAUCGCCGCACAAAAUCCCGACCACGGUGUGCUAUCCGUGUUUUUGAUCUCGAAAUCGAGCUGCGCUUUCGUCAACUUCGCGAGUGAAGCCCACCUGAAUGCUGCAAUCGAACAGUGUGAUGGCAAACAUUUAGGCCCAGAUUGGGCUCGAGGGCCGCCGUUGGUUUGCCGAGUCCGGACACUCAACGACGACCUUUGGACAGGCGUUGGUGGGCAGCGAGGAGUCGGCCUGCACCGACAGUGGAUCAACAGCCGCAUCGCAGCGGGUGAUGGCAUCGAAGACGCAGAUUCUCCAAGCGCAGCUUCCGACGCCUCGACAACGUCGAGCUUCUUCGAAAAGCACUUUCCGCGGCGAUUCUUUGUGCUCAAGUCGCAGACGACGGAAGAGUUGGAUCGGUGUGUUGAGGAUGGAGUGUGGUUCAUCCAGACACACAACGUGGCUGUUCUGGACCGGGCGUUUCGCACAUCUGAGGAGACAAUCUUGUUCUUUAGCGCCAAUAAGAGUGGCCAGUUCUAUGGGUAUGCCAGGAUGGGGACCUCGGUAGUGACGACGAAUGAUGCUAUUCAUGAUGGUCUGCCACCCAACACGACCGUUGCCGAAAAGUCUGCUAGUCCGGUUACACCGAGCCCGUCGCCGCCCGGUGUCCCCCAGUCAGCGCCCAGUGUGAUGGGUCCCCGGCAUCCAGACUUUCAGCAGUUUUACGAAGCUGGAAAAGACGUUCGUCAACCUAUCAGUCUCGAUAGACUCCUCCAGCGUCAUCAGGACGUCCUUGAAGCUGGAUCGGAACCAGAAGCGGAUGAACAUGCUGAGCCAGAUCCACAGAGUGACAGAGUGUCCGACUACACUGCUCAAAUCACCGUCGAGUGGAUCUGUCCAGAGUCGCUGCCGUUCAAGCGGACGCGGAAUAUUGUCAAUACAUGGAACCGUGACCGCGAGGUCAAGAUUUCGAGGGACGGCACUGAGCUCGACCCAGUCGCAGGAUCAGCGCUUCUGGAGGCAUGGCGACUGCUGCAGGGGGAGAGAAGUCGCCAAAGGGCGUGAUAGUUCGAUGUUCUUCUCUAACCCCGGAUACUACUAGUAGGCUCCCGUGUCGUGAUUCGUUUCCUUUGGUUCUUCUCCCCAGGCUCCAGGUACACAGAGAUAUGCGAGCUGGUAUCUGGACACCCAUCGACUCGGUCAAUCUUAAUGAUACACAGUGUCACAGCUCACCGGUAUCUUCGCAUAUGUCUACUAGACUAGUUUCAUAUCUCACUUCCCGGCAACUACCGGCGAGGACACGCUGUUGCCCUUUUGCUCUGAACUUGAGCCCACGCCGGCUCCUACAGAGCGGCAUUUCCCAGGCGGGGAACUGCCGAGGUCGACAAAUACUGACUGAGGGUGGGACACAUCCAUGCGCGAGGACGGAUUUGGCCUCGGCUCGAGAGGAGGCCCGACAGAGCACAUGAUAUCUAGUAUCGUAGGCCCGAAAUAACCCCAGAUCGUAGAGGGGAGUUUCCUGGCCCCAGUACCGGUACGCAACCAAGAAGCCAAUUGUGCACACUGCGCGCGUGCUGUGCGUGGAUCGAAGUGCUCGAAGAACGCGUCCAGUCUGAAUGCUGCCGCAUAUCUCUUCGUCUUCGAUCAAUCACACGCGUGUUCGUCUGGUCAAAUCCGAUUGUCACCAGCGUCCUUGCCGCCCAAGGCUCAUCCACGAUUUGGCCUGCACUCCGUAGCGCAAGCGUCUGACGGCCCUGAAAAUUCAGUGCGAUCAUACCAAGUACAUAUCCCAAAUACUUUCCUCAACGGAUUCAGCCUGACUGGAUACCCAUCCUGGACUCGGUGAGCCGUGUUGCCCACGGUCUCACUUUUUUCUCGUGCACUCCACAAUCCGAAGUCCAGCGCUUGCACAUUUCCUAGUCAUGAUUACAUCAUACACUACGGGGACCUGGUAAAGAAUAGCUAGCGGACUCUAGCGGACUGCCCCCAGUAGACGCAUUUACGACAUCUCAGAUAGUCAGGGUCUCUGUCCCUGUCUUCGUGUACAGGACACUCCAGCAAUCAAAUCUAUAAAUGGCUGUUUCAGAGACCCCA